Messenger RNA from Penicilliopsis zonata CBS 506.65, 1491 nucleotides. RefSeq lists its product as hypothetical. Lineage: Eukaryota; Fungi; Ascomycota; Eurotiomycetes; Eurotiales; Aspergillaceae. The record is from RefSeq and is a predicted model, not a curated record. The coding region runs from base 116 to 1147 and encodes 343 amino acids. Gene Ontology annotation, molecular function: hydrolase activity, acting on glycosyl bonds. The transcript has a single exon.
GUCGGCAAUUAUCACCAGUUAACCACCUCUAUUUAUUACCUAACACUUUCUUUCUCCUUUCUCUCUCUUUCUCUCUCUUUUUCAUUUCUCCUUUCUCUUGUUUCUCCCAUUGAACAUGAAACUCAUGAAGCUAUUCCGAACUGCCAUCCUGGCAGGCCUCCUGCAGAGGGCCUGGGCCUCAUGCUCCCCCAACCUGCUGACGAAUGGCGACUUUGAGACAGGCACGAUGGAAGGCUGGACACAAGGCAUCGGCACCUUGUCCAUGGCUUCCGACGACGGGUCGUCGUAUUACCUCGUCGGCGCAGACGCCGUCGUCUCCAUCUCCGAAUGGCAGGUCUACUUCUACCAGACCGUCGACGCCAUCGUCGAGGGGACGGAAUACACCAUCAGCUUCGACAUGCGCUUCACGCAGUCCUACACGACCAACGUUGUGUUGACGGCACGAAUCGGCACCACCCUCGCUGGCUCGACCACUCUCUCCCCUGCCACCGUGGGAUUGGACUGGGUCACCUACUCGUAUAGCAUCACGCCGGCCACCACAAGUCAGGCCUUUUAUAUCUCUGUCUCCACCGUCAGGUCCAUGACCUUUGACUUUGACAAUAUCUCUCUCGUCGAGGCCAACGUUGUCUGUCCGACUUCCACCGUUGCCGCCACCUCGUCUACUGCUUCUGUUGCUUCUGUUGCAAGCUCUAUUGCUUCUGUCUCUAGCUCGAUUGCUUCUGUCUCGUCUACUGCUUCUGCCGUAUCUUCAGCUAUUCCAUCAGCCAGCUCAUCCCAGCUCACAGCCAUCUCAUCCCAGCUCACAGCCAUCUCAUCCCAGCUCACAGCCAUCUCAUCCCAGCUCACAGCCAUCUCAUCUCCCAUCUCAUCGAUGGUUCCGGCAAGUGCCAGUGCAGUGCCUGCUUCCAGCUCUUCGGUCAUAACCCCGGUUGGAUCUUCCAGUUCUUUCCCUUUCACCGUCUCUUCCAGCAGCUCUUCUACACUCUCUGUCAGCACUUCCAGCUCUGUCGGCACUUCCAGCUCAGCUGGCCUCUCCAGCAAAGGCACAGCAGCAGUGUCUGUCUCUCCCACAGUAUUCACCGAGACUCAAACUGUCCUAAAAACAGAGAUUGUCACUGUCAGCACUGCCUGUGCACAUGAAUUAUAGUAAUGUGAUGAUAUUUAAAAUAUAAGACUAUUCGACUUCAAUUCUAUUUCUAAUUCUGUUUCUUCUUCAAUCCGCUCUAUCCUUACUCAGCCAGGCAAGUCUUGGUCAGCGCUUUACAUAGUGACACUCCCAAACAUGUUAGAAUAAGAUAUAAGAAUCCUGCUGCUGAUUCAAACCAGUUAUCAUACAUCUUGACGGUACAGUGUGGACGAGGGGAUCAUUCUCGUCCACGGGACGAGAAGCUCCUCGCUGAUCUCAGACGGCGUGGUGUUGACCAGCAGGUGUGGGAUCAUACCAUGGUGUUGAUGGCUAGAAUAUAGAACUGAAAUACCACAAUAACAGGC